Molecule: messenger RNA, 2855 nt
Organism: Effrenium voratum
Lineage: Eukaryota; Dinophyceae; Suessiales; Symbiodiniaceae
Source: the annotation of a GenBank genome assembly
AGCCAAUCAAAGGAAACACCGCGCACUGCCCGUCCCGCACAUCUCGAUGACAAGCCAUGGAAGAUCUUGAAGACUUGCUGUCGGAGACCGACGGCGAAGGUCACCUGAACUUGCCCUCGGGGCAGUUCAGCUUCGCGGCCAUCCGUCGGCACCUGGGCAAGGCCCAGGCCCCCCCAGGCUCCGGUGACAAGGAUGAGUACAUUGACUGGGAUCCGCAGCUCACCAAGGGCCUUUGGGACAUCUCCGCGCUGGGGCUUCAGGACUACCGGCAUGCGGACGACUUAGAGGAAGAAGAGGAGGAGGAAGAAGAGGAGGAGCCAGACGAAGAUGCCGACGCCGAAGAUCAGGAGGCUGAGAGCUACGCAGACCUCCACUUCCGCCGGGGUCCAGCGCGGACGGAAGAGUUCCGCGACGGCAGUAGCACCGGCUCUGGGCGAGGCUCACCACGCUAUGAGGACGAGGAAGAUCUCCACUUGGAGCCAAAGCGGGUUUCAUUGCCGCGAGACACGCGCGGCAGAAGUGCGGGCUCUGGAGGCUCACCAUCAGCUCGAGAAGCUUAUGCGGAGGAGGACUAUGAGGAUCCCGAAGACGAGCCCGAGGCAAGUCCUGAAACCAGGAACUCCAGUGAGAGGCGCGGGCUGUCGGAAGACGAGCUGUGCGCUCACUCGGCACUGGUCGGCCCACAAAGCAGUUCGCCAUCUCCCAGCUCGCCACCCAAGAAGCAGGCUUCCGUGGACCAGCCCAUUGCUGCGAGCGGCAGCUACAAGGCGCCGCCCGCCUCCGGCGCCUCAGAGGCGUCCACUGCUCUGCCGGAGGAUGCCGGGGCUCCAACCAAGAAGCCCUUCCUCCGAAAGGGAGCACGGGCGAAGUCAACGCUGCCUGGGAAUACCGGACCCUUGGCAACCAGGCCGCCGGCGCCGAAGAAGCGCGCCAUCUCCGAGCCCAGGAGCGAAAGCCACGAUGCUCAGCCCGAUAAGUUCGAUUCAAUGUGGGGGUCGAUGUCUUCCGUCCCUUCCGGCCCUGGCCCAAAGCCAAGCGAGAGGAGCGCAGCCGCCAAAACGGGAGGCGCAGUCGCCAAGAGCCAGGCACCCAAGGCCUUGGAGGUUGAGGAGACCAGCUACGCGAAGGCUGGCCAGGCUCGGCCGAGAAAAUCCGCAGCAGGCCCCAUCCAAGAUCUUCGAGCAGAUCCAGAACUGGACCUGGAAGAGGCUGAGGGGACCAGCUACGCGAAGGCUGCCCAGGCUCGGCCGAGCAAAUCCGCAGCAGGCCCCAUCCAAGAUCUUCGAGCAGAUCCAGAACUGGACCUGGAAGAGGACUGGAACGACGCAUUGCCGUGGGACUGUCGUGGAAAGGAGGAUCUCCUCGACGAGCUUGAGGAGGAGGAGGACUUGGACGGGGAGCCCCCGACCUCGGACAUUGUGAGGUCCUACUUCCACAGGCCGGCGCCUGCUUCCUCUCGGGUGCCUGCCUCCAGGCCGAGCCCUCACUGGGAGGGCAGCGAUGCCUUCUCCGCCCUCUACGGCAGAUCUCCAGGGGAGGGCAGCCUCGCGGGCGCACAGGCGGAAGGCCGCCGCAAAGCAGGCAGGAAAAGUCAGGGCCCCGAGACCUCACGCGCCGAGCGCGAGCGUGCAGAGCGGCGGGAGCGACCAGAUGAUGAGGCGGCGGCGGAGGCGAAGGCUCGGCUGACGGCCUUGGACGAGGAGCUGAAGAAGUACGAGAAGGAGAACGAGACCUUGAAGAAACUCCAGGCAUCGGCGCGAAACGCGGAGCGCGACAUCGCGCGGGAGCGCGAGAAGCUGUGGAAGGAGGUGGAGGCAGAGCGGACGGCUCUCCAUGCGGAGUUCGAUGUGGAGCGCGCCGCGUUGCGGAAGGAGAGGCGGCGCCUAGCUGAGGCGGCAGACAGGCAGAGGCAACAGUUGAAGGAGGAGAAGGAGGCGCAGGAGGAGCGGCAAAGGCUGCAGGAGAAAGCGGACCAGCUAGAAGAGGAGAUGAAGGAGAAGGAGAAGAGGUGGCAGCGGACGGUGGACCGCCUGCAGCGCCAAGUCACCGAGUUCACCAAGAAGAACUCGGAGCUCCAAGAGGAGGUGAAGCGCCUGAACCAGCAAGCGGCGCAAGCCCAGCAGUCCAGCUGGCUGAAGGAGGUGGCUGCCGCGAAGCGCGGGCUGUCUGCCAACCGGAAGCGCAGCGGCAGCGUAGGCCCUGCCGUGACGAACACUGUCAGCUCUGGCAGCUCCAACGCCGCAGGCCGCAUGGAAAGCGUGGCGAGCGCCGCAAGCGCCCCAAUUGGCGGGGCCAGUGGAACCAGCGGGGCACCGCCCCCGUCCACUGCAUUGCGGGGCACGGAGACAGCCAGGCCGCGUGCCGCGAGCGCAACUCCCAAGGUGUCUGCCACAGAGGAGGUUAGAGAGACCCGGAGAUUAGACGGCCGCGUGGAGCGAAUCUUCGGGGACGGCCGGCGCGAGGUGGAGUUCUCCAAUGGCCUGAAGAAGGUCAUGUGGCCGGAUGGCCAGACCUCCGUGAUGUUCCAGAACGGCGACCUCAAGGAGAUCCGGGAGGACGGCGUCGUCGUGUACCACUACCGCGCCACCGGCGCAGUACAGACGACCCUCACCGACGGCACCGAGCUCUACCAGUUCAAUGACGGCCAGACCGAGCGCCACUGCCUCGACGGGUCCAAGGAGAUUCGCUUUCCCAAUGGGACCACCAAGAAGAUUUUCGACGACGGGUCCGAGGAGGUCUGCUUCGCAGACGGAACCAUGAAGCGGACCUCAGCCAAGUGACGGAUCGGCAUGGCUUCUCUGCCGAGGGAUCUACCCGAAAUCUCGCGCCAACACCGCCCCGAAAGGGAAAUCCCG